GUGAUGGCAAAAUGACAAGGGCAAGCGAAGGAAACAUGCGCUGCGCUAGUUGAUGAGCAUCUCUAUGCAAUCCCCAUACUCCAUCACAGAUCAAACUACCCACGAUGAUAAGCAUAAAAAAACUAGCUGAAUCACCUGGCCUCACCUCCGUCCCUCCCACCUAUACUUUCACCCCGAAUCCCAAUGAUCAUCCAGUUUCAGAUGAUCCAAAGGACUCAAUCCCCGUCAUUGACUUCGCUCUCUUCACCUCCGGCACUCUAGAUCAACGCUCCAAGCUCGUCCAUGACCUUGGCAAAGCUUGCCAAGACUGGGGCUUCUUCAUGGUGAUCAAUCAUGGUGUGCCCGAGAGCCAGAUGAAGGCGAUGAUCAAGGCUUGCGGUGAGUUCUUCAAUCUGACGGAGGAGGAGAAGCAGGAAUUUGCAGGGAAGCAUGUUCUGGACCCCAUCAGGUGCGGCACCAGCUUUAAUGCUUCUGCGGACAAAGUAUUAUUUUGGAGGGAUUUUCUCAAGGUUUUUGUACAUCCUAAGUUUCACUCACCGACUACACCCUCUGGAUUCAGAGAGAUCUUAUUGGAGUACAGCAAAAGAACCAGAAAACUAACUCUGGACUUGCUGGAAGGAAUAUCAGUGAGCUUGGGAUUAGAAGACGGCUAUAUGGAAAAGGCCAUGAAUUUGGAAUCGGGUUUACAGAUCCUGGCUGCAAACUUGUAUCCGCCAUGUCCAGAGCCAGAAGUAGCAAUGGGCAUGCCUUCUCAUUCUGAUCACGGCCUCUUGACCCUCCUCAUACAUAAUGGGAUCUCCGGCCUUCAGGUGCAGCAUAAAGGAAAGUGGAUUAAUGUAAAUUCCAUUCCCAAUGCAUUCGUGGUUAACAUUGGCGACCACUUGGAGAUUGUGAGCAACGGCAGGUACAAGAGUGUCUUACAUCGGGCCACAGUGAAUGAAAAAGCUACCAGAAUAUCGAUAGCUACGGUCUAUGGACCAUCGCUAGACACGGUUGUUAGUCCAGCACCAGAGUUGGUUUACCUCGAAACCAAUCCACCAGCAUUCAAAGGAAUGAAGUACAGGGAAUACUUGGAAAUGCAGCAGAGCAACAAGCUUGAUGGCAAAUCCUGUUUGCAUCAUGUACGAAACCUGGCUGCCUAGAUAGAGUAUUUUGCUCUAUGUUUUCCAUGUAAUUACUCAUAAACAACUUUUUCUUUUUCCCAGUUGAAGGUCUGAUGUUGCCAGAAGCUGCUGCUUGAUCAACAGUAGAACUAAAAACACAGAGUUAUGACAUCUCUAAUAUUCUUCUUAGAACUUAAAA
This is a messenger RNA of Carya illinoinensis, 1302 nucleotides long. Its product is annotated as 2-oxoglutarate-dependent dioxygenase 19-like. The record is from RefSeq and is a predicted model, not a curated record. Bases 105 to 1142 code for a protein of 345 amino acids. The transcript is spliced from 4 exons. NCBI's taxonomy places the organism in Eukaryota, Viridiplantae, Streptophyta, Magnoliopsida, Fagales, Juglandaceae.